Messenger RNA from Candidozyma haemuli, 2775 nucleotides. It is a transcript of the gene CTF1, whose product is annotated as Ctf1p. The record is from RefSeq and is a predicted model, not a curated record. Gene Ontology annotation, molecular function: zinc ion binding; DNA-binding transcription factor activity, RNA polymerase II-specific; DNA binding. The transcript has a single exon. Gene Ontology annotation, biological process: regulation of DNA-templated transcription; DNA-templated transcription. The coding region runs from base 1 to 2775 and encodes 924 amino acids. NCBI's taxonomy places the organism in Eukaryota, Fungi, Ascomycota, Pichiomycetes, Serinales, Metschnikowiaceae.
AUGAAGAAAGUGAAAACUGAGUCGGACGGCAGCGUGGCCAAAUCUCUGCCUGCUCCAAAAGGAUCUAAGGCAAAUGGUGGUAGCUCCACUUCCACCACUAAUAACGCUGAUUCCAAGGGCUCAGAUAAACCAAAGGCUUACACCAUCAAGUACAAAAGACCCAGGGGUUCCAGAGCAUGUACCGUGUGCCGUGCCCGUAAGGUUCGUUGUGAUGCUGAAAUCCAUAUUCCUUGUACAAACUGUAUUACUUUUGGCUGUGAGUGUGUACUUCCAGAAACGAAGAAAAGGGGACAAGCGCAAGAUCUGAAACCACUGAAGAAGAGAACCAAGGAGGAAGAUAAGGAGGACGUGGCUCAUACCCACCCUGUGCCUCAUGCCCAUACCCAUCAACACCACCCACAUCACCACCACCCAGAGGCUGCCCCUCCGAUGACUCCGUCCCAGUCCUUGACCAACGCCAAUGCUGUAUCUUUGCUGGCGGCUGAACCCAUCCAUAACAUUUCCCAAGUCAGCGUGCCUCCUUCGUUGACGCUGAAUUACAAAACAAGACCUUCCAUGCACAAGAAAGAUAUGCUUAAUUCCAAGGCCAAGGCGGCACUUACCUUUGUCGGCCACUCCAGUAUCGGUGCUGUGACGCUGAGAAUAGGCCAGAACCACGUUCAACUUACAGAGGACUUGUUUGAAGCUAGCGAUAACUCCUCUGCCGAUUCUGUGGAGCUCGAGAUCUUGAAGAUGAGAGGUGCUUUCCUCUUACCUCCUAAGCAGUUGGCUCUAGAUAUCAUAGAGUCGUACUUUGAGCACAUUCAUCCACUUAUGCCUGUGAUCAACAGAACUGAGUUUAUGCGCAAGUUUAAUGAUCCAAACGAUAGCCCGUCGCUUAUGCUUUUGCAAGCUGUUCUAUUAUGUGGUUCGCGUGUGCUGAAUAAUCCGCUUCUUUUCGAUAGUAAGGGUCAGAGUAACUUGGCUUCCUUGACCUUCUUCCGCAGAGCAAAGUCUUUGUACGAAACGAAUUACGAGAGUGAUCCUGUCCUGAUUAUCCAAACCGUUAUUCUUAUCGGUUCCUAUUGGGAAGGUCCCGAAGAUGUCACCAGAAACUCGUUCUACUGGACUCGAGUCGGUGUAGGUUUGGCUCAAGGUUUCGGAUUCCAUCGUGACGUCUCAGCAUCUCCAUCGCUUUCGGAGGUUGACAAGAAGGUUUGGCGUCGUAUUUGGUGGUGUCUCUUUGAAAAGGAUCGUAAUGUGGCCAUCGCUUUCGGUAGACCUCCAACCAUCAACUUGACUGACUGUGACGUGCCAAUGCUCGCAAUGGAAGAUUUUAAUGAGGACGAACCAGAAAAUGGUCUCGUGUCCCCAUACCCAGUGAACGAACUUCAGGCGUUGUACUUCAUCCACUUGGUCAAAUUGGCCGAGAUCACUGGUAUCAUCAUCAAGCAUCAGUACACAGUAAAGGCAGAACUGAUGAAGCGCGUCAACAAGUUCAGUGUUAUCCAACACUGCGAUAUGCUCAUGGGUAUCUGGUUCACAAACUUGCCCCCUCAACUACUGUUUUCGCUUACGGAACCCACAAAGCAGAAUUUCUAUGCCUGUCUUCUAAAUGCUCAGUACUAUAACCGGUUAUAUUUGAUCCACAGAGCAAACUUGUUGAGAAUGGCCCGUUCUUCCUCGACCAAUCCAAACAACUACAAGUAUCCAUCUUGGGGUAUUUCUUUCCAAGCUGCGAGAAUGAUUUCUAUCGUGUCAAAGAUCUUGCUUGAUAAGGGUGCGCUCAAGUACUGUCCUGUUAUGUUCGUCUACAUUCUUUUCAGUGCUUUAGUUAUGUUGAUUUAUCACGUUGACUCAACAAAUCCAGUCAUUGCUUCAACCGCAUCUGACGCUUUAUUCAUCUCCAGAGCUGUUUUGAAAGAACUUGCCAAGUACUGGUCUAUCGCAAGUGUGCUUAUUAAGUUGUUUGAUAAGUACGCUAAUGACAAGAUGAAGAGAGCUGAGGUCAUCGAGAGAAACAACCAAAUCGUGGACCACCAAGAGCGCCAGAAGUCAAGAUACACUGACAACAGUACGAUUACACGCCUGGAGCGUUUGCACCAUGAGAAAGAUCCCCAUGGUGGACCUGUUUCGCCAGCCAAUCUGGCCACUUCCGGAGUAUCUCCUCGUGGAAGCUCGUACAACUACACAACUCCCCCACAAACGCUGCAGCCGGUGCCAAAACCACCCCAGCCAGAUAUCGAGCAGCUUGUGCGUCAGUUCAAAAAUAAGAAGGAAUCCGAAGAACAAAAUAACGGCCAGGAGCAAGCUUCUCUGCACAAGUCAAAGUCCAGCCAUUCUAAUGGCGAACACACACCAUCCUCGGUUAACUCCUUCCCUGACAUAUCGUUAGUUACAGAGAAGGUACCUCCAUCACAAGGUUUCUUCGAGAAUUUCGAACCUACGCAAUUGUUCCCAACGGCUAACUUCAGCCAUCCACCAUCACGCUCUCAGACCCCAGUGGUCAAGACGAAGGACGACGGUGGAGCCACAGACGAGGAACCUACUAUGGACGAUCCUGUUCAACCUGAACACAUCGAUACUCAAGUUCCUCCUCCACACAUUCCAAUGCAAGCUGCUCAACCACAAAAUGGUGGACCUUUCGGAGCUGCUACCAGCGCUGGAGCUCCUAAUGACCUCUUUACGAAUUUUAUGGACAGCUCGUUCAUAAAUAUGAACCUUCAGGCUACUGCAGAGGAGGAGAAUUACUUGAACGAUGACUUGGGAUCAUUGUUGAAUUUCCAACCUAUGUAA